UACCCCACGCGGCGCCACUUUCGGAAUGCGCAUGGCAGAAAGCAUGGAAAUGUAAAGGCAAACGUUAGGUUGGCGCGAAUGACAAUGUAACGAAGAAAGAGUCAGGACAAUUCGAUAUAAAGAACUUAUAUCGAGAGGUGUACCGGAAAUGGAGGUGUACCGCACCCCUAAGGGGUGGAAGGAGAGGGUUGACGUCACCAUCCUCAAGGUCAUUGAACCACACCGCUUUCUCAUUAAGGAAGCCCCUAGUGUGCACAUGUCUUACUGUGGCCAAGCGUUUCUAGAGUUGGAAGGAAAACUGAGGCAGUACAUGUCAAAGUAUGACAUACAACCUUUGGACACUGGCCCGCCAGAAAUUGGAGCUGAAAUCGUUGUCCGUAAAUCACGGGCUUCUGACUGGUACAGAGGAAAAGUCAAACGUAUUCUGGAAACCUUGGAGGGCUACAAGAUUGAGGUCUACCUGAUUGACUAUGGAGACACCUUUUACGUGGAGCAUAGAUUGUGUAAUGACAAUAUUCGUGUGGCACCCCCUCACGUGUUUGACAUUCCUGGUCAGGCUGUGGAGUUUUUUCUUCCUUACCUCAAACCUGCUAAGCUAACUCUGGACACGAUGGCAGUUGCAGUGCAUCGCCCUUCUACAACUUGGGACACUGCCGCUCUGGGCUAUGUGAAGGCUCUGGUCACAAAAGGCGGUGCAGCAGAAGUAUCUGUGUUUGGGGAAACAAAGACUGGUAGUCUGUACGGGAAACUGUCUAUCCGAUCUGGCGCCACUACUCUAUGCAUUGCUCAGAACCUUGUGGAAAAAAUGUAUGCUUUUUUAGACAAGACUUCGGAAGUAGUUGAGGACCUUGAAGCUCGAGACUCGCUAAUUUCCCCGUGCACACCAUCCAUACCAAUUGUGCCUGCAGUGCAAGUUGUGUUGCAGAAGCAAAAGAAACAUCAGCAGGAAGAGGACAUGAAAACAAUCAUUGAGCAAGCUCUUCAUGGCACAGAUAGUGGUUGCAGGGCAACAACACCGUCAUUCCGAGAGCCACUGCCGAAGAAAACUACGCCAGACAAACCACUAUUGCAACCUGCGACCGCUGCAGGCCAAGCUAAGACAGAUGCCCCUCUGCCACCCAGCAGUGCUCUUCCUUCAACAGGACGGCAUACACCCUUGCCGUCUUUCUCUAGUGAAGAGCUGCUGUUUUCUGACAUUGAAAUGUCCACCGUUGCACCCACAAAUCAAGCGCCCGUGCUACCUGGCAGGGGCCGCGCCUUAUUGCUUUUGUCAUGCGGAAAGCGCGUCGGUGAUGGUGGUGCCACUGAGCGCACUGUGCCGCGACCCGGCGAAGAAAGAACAGGCAUUCAAGUGGGUGAUCGCGGUCGUCUCCUGGACAACUUUUCUUUGUCGGGUACACACGGAUCUAGGCGCGCAAGAAGUAAGAGUCAGUUGCGUUUGGCUUCGGUCAGUUCUGCUCAGCCUGGUGUAGAAGGAGGAGGCGUUGUGUCUGUUACGUCUUCCGAGUGCAGUGGCAUAGUUCAGAAAGUUGUAAGAGAUGGCAGCCCAUCAUUGAAGCUCCAAGAUGUAGGUAUGGGAAAAGACCGUAGAAAGACCGAAGAAAGUACCAGGCAGGAAGCUCCUCAUCAAUCUGCAAGCAUGCCAAACCUUGACAAAGCACAUCGCGGUGCAACAAAAUUGGCAAGCCUGUUGCAGAAAAAACGGGUUUCGUCGAGCGAAGAAUACUUUAGUAGUGCUGUGUCCAGUAAAGUCCAGUCGUCCUUGCAUCUUCUUGGAGAACAGGGUGACAUAUGUCGUAUUCGGAGAGCGAGCCAGACUGAGGUUGCACAGGCAUCUGAAUCAGUUGAGAAGUUGAAGAAAUUGCUUAGCAAAAGCAAUAGUGAAACAUCAGUGAGGACUUUGAGUGGCUGUAGGAGGACAUCUUCAGCUUCUUCUAUGAGUUCAGCAGCACAGCCGUCCUCACAGACUUCUUCACCAGCACCGCAGGCGUCCAGGCACCUCCCGUUUGCACAGUUGGAAUCCUCCCUCACUCGGGAAGAUCCUACUUCGAGAGUGUCAGCAACCAAAUGUGUGCGUUGUCCACAAUUCUCACCGAAAAUGUGUGCUGUCCCACCUGUUUCUGCUAGUACAGAAUCCCCCGAAAAGGACAUGACUGUGGCUGAAAGGCUUCGAAUGCUGGUCGAUAACCAUAGACGCAGCCAGGUAUAUGGGUUUACGGGGUCUCAAGCAUUAAGUGUUGCAGAUGGAGGAGGGGGUGGUGGAAAGGCUGCAGCUUGCAAUGAGGAACAGAAGGAAGGUGAAGUGUCUGAACAAGAUAUCUUCAAAGAUAUUUUAAAGGGGUUUCCUGUUGAUGACUCGUCCGAGGAAGAAGACUUUGAGGCGAAGUGGGAGCUCAAGUUCACAUCCGAGGGAAACGAUCAGGAACUGGUGGACCUAAAUGUUUGCCAAGACAACGAUGACUUCAGAUGCAACAACUUCAACAAUUUCUCGGAUGUGCCCCCGGACCUGGAGCCCUACACUCAAUUCCAAGGGGAGGUCAACUUUAGCACAUGCUUUGAACCCUCCCACUGGGCUGCCCGAAUUGAGAGCAAACUUGUGCGUGCCCUGAUGCAUGGUGUAGCUCCACCACGUCCGGCUUUUACCCUGGAUCAAGCUCAUUUUCCAGAACCUUUCAUAAGGCACAUAACAUCUCUAGGCUUUAAAGGCCCUUCCUGCAUCCAAUCCGUGGUGUGGCCCGCAGUAUUGAGCGGCCGUAGUAUCGUGGAAGUGGCUGCACCCCACACCGGAAAGACGCUGUCAUACCUGCUGCCGUUGCUGUCAAGAGUCAUUUCCGAGUCUGACUACGAAGAUCUUCCCGACAGCAGUGGGCCACUGGUGCUGGUGCUGUCCUCGACAUGGAAAGGGGCACAGCGCAUCUAUGAUGAGCUGUUGCUUCUGGUUCAGGAUCAUCGCUUGUCCAAGUGUUGUGUCCUUUAUGCUGGAGGCUCGGAAGCAGGAAAGGAGGUUCAGCUUGUGAAUGGGUGUGACAUCCUUGUUGCCACACCUCUCAGCUUCCUACGAAUCCUUCGUACCUUUCAUGGCACCAUCACUAAUCUCAAGCGUUGCUGCCACCUUGUACUGGAUGAUGGAGAACGUCUCAUUGAGGAAUUUACUGAAGAAGUGGGCCACAUUCUGACGGAAUACUCCACCUGCCUUCAAGAGCGUGCUUCAGAAUGUCCCCUGAACCAGAUCAUUGUGUGUUCUACGCGGUGGACAACUGGUCUACGAUCGCUGCUGUAUCUUCUGGCGGAGCAGCAGAGCCCCCUGGUCUUUUUCUCCUCUUUCUUUGAGGCUGCUGUCUACAGUCAAGUGCCAACUUUUGCUCAUUACGUCGACCGACAGGCAAAAGAUAAGACUCUCUUAGAUCUGGUUGAAGGCUGCAGAGGCAAAAAGACAGUGAUCUGCACACACUCUCACGCAUCUGCACUCUCUGUUCACAAGCUGUUGCGCUCCAUCUCCAUCUACUCACUGCUGCUACACGACAAGCUGGUCAUGUCGCAGAUAUGGGAUGUGGAGAACACGUGGGCAUCUCCCCACACUGCUCACUCUGUGCCAUUUCUGGUUGCAAUGGACAAUGUCUUGUCAUGGGCCAACGUGCGGGAUGCUGCUGCAGUUAUCCACUACGAUGUUCCGGAAUUAUCGAAAUUCAACUUUGGCUUUCGGUUUUCGUGCCUAGUUGACCGUAUGCAAAGCUUCGAUAAAAUGAACAGUGAAGAAGCAAACAUCCGGGAGAGGCCUGUUUCCCACCUACUGUUGACCGCAGAGGACCAGGCGUUGUCGGUUCCUCUGGUGGAGUUUCUCAAGAGACUAAACUCUAAAAUACCUUCUGAAUUGCUCAUGCUCGCUGACAAAGAACUCAAGCGGCGUAUGUUGGAUGAAGACUUGCCACUUUGUCCGAAGCUGAAAGCGUUUGGUCGCUGUGAAGCCUUGGAGAUGGGGAAGCUCACACUUUGCCGUAACAGGCAUAACCUGACAGCUGCACUUGACUCUCCAUCAAGUUUUGUUCCAUCACGCGGUGAAGUGAAGAUAUUCAUCACAAAGGUUGUUGAUGUGUCUCACUUCUAUGGCCUGAUCCUUGAGCAUUGCGAGCCUUCAGAAGACGGUAGUACUUGGAAGAGAGUGGAGCACACACAGUUUUUCGAGCUUGCCAUGGAAAUGGGUCAUCACUUUUCCCAACCUCAUCAUCGGAUACAUCUUGACAACAGUGAAAGUCCUGUUGUUGGCUGUCUUUAUGCAUUGGAGACACAGGCUGAUCAUUUUCAACGUGUAAAGGUGACGCCCAUCAAGGACAGAGAGGUGGUGACAGGCGAACCGCUUCGCGUGGAAGUGUUUUAUGUUGACCAUGGACAUACAGCCACAACCGCUGCCCACUGCUUGCUUCAUCUCCCAGAACGGUUUGCUAGGGAUCCUCCUUACGCAGUGGAAGUAUACUGCUGCCGGAUCCAGCCACAGGAUCGGGACUUGGAUUGGACCUUCCAGGCAGAAUUUGCUGUUCACAAUUUGGUGAAUGAGAAGGAAGUUUAUGGAAAGGUUGCACUAUGCAUGGGCAGCACACUGUGGCUUGACCCUCUGGUUAUCUACAAGCGCCUAGGAAACGUAAGAGUCACCGUUAUCGACACACACGUUCGGAACUCGUUAAUAUCAACUGGCAUGGUCUGCGAUAAUCCCAAACAUCUCACACGACUAAGAGAAGCAGCUAAAACAGCGGGGAUUCCUGUGCCACCCUUAACAGCACGGCCGAAACGAGAGGAGGAUGAUCGCAUCGUGGAGCCUCCAGCCAGUGCUUUCCUUGACCUUACUGUCUACAAUAAGGUGUACAUGUGGAAGGUUCAUUCACCCCAUCGCUUUUACGUGCAGACUGAAAAAUUUACUUCCUGCCUUGAAAACCUGGAAAAAGACAUUUCAAAACAUGUUGCGGAAAGGAAACUUCAGCGUCCAAAAGCACUGCGACAGGGUUUGCUGUGCUUGGCACCAUUCACCAAUGAUUGCUUUUACAGAGGUCAGGUGGAAAGCAUAUCCUCCCACGGCGUUACAGUUUUCUUCCCCGACUAUGGUGAUACAGCGGAAUGCCCACAAGAAAAAGUCUACAGUGCUGAGCCCUGGAUGCUGUUGCUUCCCUUCCAAGGCAUUGAGUGUAAAUUGGCUGGUGUAGCUCCUCCGGAAGGAGAGUGGCAGCCUGAAGCAGCAGAUGCACUCGAGGACAUGGGUUUCACAGUGACAAACAUCAGUAAAAUGCUUUGUGCAAUGGUCGUAAACCACGCCAGGAGUAGCCGUCCAGGUGUGAGGUGCUAUGAAAUAAUCCUGUAUGAUACCGCGGAGGGACACGACAUCGACUUGGGAAUGGAGUUGAUCAGGAAAGGCCUAGCUCUGGCAACAGAGAUUUCGGUGCCAGAUAUGAACCUCUCAAACACUGCUACCAUGGUACCAUCUCCGUGGAUGACGGCAGCCUCAGCAAGCCGGAGAUCUUGCAGCUCCUCAGACAGUGACGACUUCAAUCUGGUGGACGAGGACUGUGCAGAGGCCUUGACCAGACAUAUGGACAGUGUGUAUGGGGAAAUGCGAGACGCCAUCCUAAAGCAGCAUGCAGCAAUCCCAAACAGUCUAGAUUCUGCUGCUGCUAGGCCACCACCACAGCCACAGAAUAACUUCAAGGGGAAGGAUUGGGAAACCCUUGAGGCAUUUGCCAUGCGGCCGCCUUCCUUAGAGUCAUGCUGCAUGUCUCUGAAUAGCACCCAGCCCAACAUAAAGUGGUGGCAAGACAAGGAACAUGUCUACAUGGAUAUUCUCAUAACAAGGGUAAAAACUUUUGACUUUGUGGUCAAGAGUCAUCGUGUGAGGUUCAGGACUGAAGUAAAUGGGUGCAUAUACGAAGUGGAUGAAGGCCUUCAUGCCAACGUGGUAGCAAAUGCCUGCAGUGCAGAAGCGAGACCAGACUCUGUCAGGGUGACACUUAGGAAGUCCAAUCCCGACAUAGAGUGGCAAGACCUUACGAAUCGUGGCUACAGGGUCCGUCAUGUCCGAUAUGACCUCAAUCACCUUGUGGACAGUGAUGAGGAAGCCAGGGAUAAGAACCGUAACCCUUACCCUCCAGGUUACGUGAGGUCGACAAAGGUCCUGCAUUACGAUCCUGUAGCGCAUGAAGAUGAUAUACUGGAGACAGAACGUCGGCACGAACACAUCCAUGCUCCCUUGGAGGACCUUUACAAUGACCUGGAUCCCCAUGACCUUUUUACAUGAAGGAAAUGUAAAAAGAGGAGCCUUUGUGAUAUAACUCUUUACUUUAUGUACUCAGUUCUUUUUAUAUGCAACCAAUUUCACUGAGUCCAGGGUGAAAGGCAUUUCACACUCAAUUCAGUUCAGUUAAUAUAGGGUAAGACAUAAUUAUUGUAUAGUGAAACGAUUUCUCGUUUCGUAUAGUAUUCUUGAACUUUGCUUGCCUUGGUUGCAAACUCUCUGUUGAUGUUCCUGCGCCAUUUGUGCUACCCCUUUAUUGUGUUACUUCAUACAGCAUUCCUGUACCAUUAUUGUUUGGAAGUUGUGCAUUGUGAAUUACAUGUUGUUUGACACGAAACAACUUUAUAAAAAAAUGUAGCAGAAACCUUCUUGCUUCAAAAUUUAGGUUGCUCCAAAUGAGGAAAUAAAUAUUGGUACUGCAUGUUUCCA
Ornithodoros turicata is the source of this 6703-nucleotide messenger RNA. Its product is annotated as putative ATP-dependent RNA helicase TDRD12. The transcript is spliced from 32 exons. NCBI's taxonomy places the organism in Eukaryota, Metazoa, Arthropoda, Arachnida, Ixodida, Argasidae. Gene Ontology annotation, biological process: germ-line stem cell division. The record is from RefSeq and is a predicted model, not a curated record. Gene Ontology annotation, molecular function: nucleic acid binding; ATP binding. The coding region runs from base 149 to 6277 and encodes 2042 amino acids.